AUGGUGUCGAAUCGCUGCCAAAUUGAAGUGGUCACCGUCCUGUCACUACACCGACGUGACGUCACCUAUCCUAUAGAUUCGCGAUCCAAUCGGGGAUCGAGGGUAGGCCCACCGUUCACGUCAGCAUCUCAUCAUCGACGACACAUUCGCCCACUGGUUAAGGUCACCGAUCUAUCGGUCCGUGGACAUGAGUCAGCUACCCUGGGUAAAGAGCGAUCCGACCAGGGAUCAAGGGUAGACCUCAUUGUCCACGAUGCAAAACCCUCCACAAUUUUCUCAACUCCAACUAGAUGA
Molecule: messenger RNA, 294 nt
Organism: Haemonchus placei
Lineage: Eukaryota; Metazoa; Nematoda; Chromadorea; Rhabditida; Trichostrongylidae
Source: the annotation of a GenBank genome assembly